UGUAAACCCAAUGCUAAAGUUUUUUUGUGAUUGUUCCAGACGGUUUGAUGCAAAUAUCUUCAAAAGAGGCUCACUCCUUCUCACUGUUAAGAGAGGGGAAGGAGUGUGCCAGGAAGAAAAAACUAAAAUGGAUUCUCCAGGACUCCAAUCUCAAGUGCCUCGAUGAAAAACUAAGAAGAGGAGACAUAACACUCGCAGAAUUCAUUUCAACCGCGAGUUACCGGGUGGCAUCAGAUAUCGUCGAUGCUGAUGAGGAUGAGGACAUGGAAGACGACCCGGAACUCAUCUCUUUAAAUGAGUCUGAGGAAGAAGAAGCCUCAGAAAAUGAGUUAACGGGCAGCCUGAACGAACUGAUGAACGAUGAAAAGUUCCAAAGUUACAGAACAAAUAAAAUUGUCCUCAAUGUAAACGGUAUUGAUGAUUGUCCGUCAGCUGGGUUCGUGAUGGAGCAGCUUGCUGAGCUUGAAGCUGACCUCACUGAAGCUGAGGAGGCUUGUGAGGACAGCGAUAGCACGUUGUGCUGGAACUGUGAUCAGUACAAAGCAACCCGGAUUACAAAGCAUUCCAUGUGGACAUUGGGCGGGUUGCAUCAACUGCACCACAGCGCUUGUCAGCACGCCACGACACUUUGUCUCAAUAUUAACAAAUGGCGAACAAGAAGAAGAAGAGCGAAUUCCUUUGCCAUGCAGGUGCCCAUAUUGCCAAUGCAUUGUGGGCAAAUUCUUCCGUGUUUAUUAAGAAUUAUUAUAUUGUAUUUCUAUCGGUUUUUCUUUUAGUUUUUUAGUCUUUUCUUUUAAUUAGUCUCUUAGUUUUUCAGUUUAGAUUAUUGUCAAAUAAAUUUAUUAUUAUAA
Molecule: messenger RNA, 851 nt
Organism: Nilaparvata lugens (brown planthopper)
Lineage: Eukaryota; Metazoa; Arthropoda; Insecta; Hemiptera; Delphacidae
Exons: 2
Coding region: 48-776 (242 amino acids)
Source: RefSeq, a predicted model, not a curated record